Molecule: messenger RNA, 1416 nt
Organism: Stylonychia lemnae
Lineage: Eukaryota; Ciliophora; Spirotrichea; Sporadotrichida; Oxytrichidae
Source: the annotation of a GenBank genome assembly
AUGAGUGUAGGAAUCGACACAUUGGAAAGAGUCAAGUCUCAGCUUAAAGAACUAAAGGAUCUAGGCAACAACGUCAAUCUAGACCUCUACCAACACUUGACUGAGGUCUUCAAUAGGAUUAUGCUCCACCAUCAGCAAGAUGGAUAUCAAAGAUUCGAAGAGAUCUCACAUCUAGUUAAAUAAACUCAUUUGAAAAUAAAAGACCCAGCAUAUGAUUAUGAAGUAAAUGCUCAACAAUCCGAAUAAAACGAUCCUCAAAGAGCUCAAUGGAUCUAAAAGAGCAAAAAUCUGUUGAAGGAGAUCGUAGAUCAACUUCCAAGAGAUGAGAGAGAUCUUCUAACUAAAGAUAAAACUUUCAUUAUUCCAAAUAUUCCAGAAGAGCAAAGAAUGUUUGAAUGGGCUGGAAUCGUUUUUGGUGAAGAAUUAACUGCAAAGUUGACCAAAGCUAUAAAGAGAUUAGCAGUUUUAAGUGGUGCCUCUUAAUUAAGAUUCUGGGGUAAAGUCUAUGGCAUUCAAAAGGACUACUGGGUUGCUGAAGGAAUUCUUGACACUCAAGAAGAAGGAAAACAAAGCAUGAACUAAGAAAAAAGAGGAGAAGGUAUCAAUAAAUUAGUUUAUUGGGUAAAUGAUAACUUACUUGAGGAUUGGGUUCAAUUACCAGAUUUACUACCUGAGCAUGUUCAGGUUGCAAGGAUGAUGAAGCAUGUUUUGACUGGAAACUUAAAUGCUCAAAUUGACUCUUGCCCACCCUUCCCAGGCAAAGAAAGACACUAUCUUAGAGCUUAGAUUGGCAGAAUUUCUCAUGCAACAACAAUUGUUCCAAAAGAUUUGUGGUCUGUAGACGAGGAGACCACAAAAGAUAAAGCUUCUGAGGAAUUCACAAUGCCAGGAACUGAAGAAUUAAAAAAUCUAGAGGGCUGGUGCCAUCUUCAUCCAAUAAUUUUAAAGGCUGGCAGAGUUAGUCAUUUUGCAGGUGAAGGUUUGGCUGACGAGGAGAGAGAUGAAAUUUUGGCUAAACUAAAUGAAAAAGAUCCAGCAGGUGAAAGAUUCAAAGCCAUCAAUGACGAUGCAGCAGUAGAGGGCUAUAAAUCAGCUUGGAUCUCUAAGGUUAUUGGAGAUGCUUAACCAUUUGCUCAAGCACCACCAAAAGAAGGAACAACUACUUAUGCUGCUAAUGUCUUAAAAUCUUUGAGAUGGCCUGGAGCUGUGACUGUUGCCCAGAAUGGAAAAUUCCAGUCAAUUUAUGUCGGCUACGGAUAAAAAAGAGGAGAUGUCUGCUUUAACCCAACUGAACCACCCGAAGUACAAAAAGACCCAAUCGAUCAAACAGAGCAGCCAGAGCCAACUCCACUUCAUGCUCCAAAGGUAGUCCCAGUUUAAUAAGAGGAGGUUAAGCCAGAAGAGGACGAGGAAUGA